This is a messenger RNA of Aspergillus sclerotioniger CBS 115572, 1149 nucleotides long. Its product is annotated as class I SAM-dependent methyltransferase. The transcript has 3 exons. The record is from RefSeq and is a predicted model, not a curated record. Bases 319 to 1149 code for a protein of 276 amino acids. NCBI's taxonomy places the organism in Eukaryota, Fungi, Ascomycota, Eurotiomycetes, Eurotiales, Aspergillaceae.
CGUGCGGUUAGGGGAAAGUACUAGUAGUAGUGGUGGACAGUGUCUCCUCCACGUUCUGGGGGGACUCCUCCCUGCUGUGCUGCAGCUUCCUGAUGUUCGCUCCGACAUCGGCCUCCCGGAUGGCCAGGAUGCGACCAUAUAAACCGGGACAUUCCUUCAAGGAAUCAAUCUCUCGUUCGAACCAAAUCUCCCAUUUAUUAAUUCUAUUCCUCUGACUCGUCAUUUUCCCUUUUCCCCUAAUUCACCCAUCUCCGCUUGAACCUCUUCUCAACCUAAUCUUCACGAAUUCCCUAUCCUAGUGAUACCCCCCUUCCCAGUAUGACCGACCAAACCAACCAACCCAAGGACCACUGGUCCGCAGAGGCCUACUCAACCUCCGCAUCCUUUGUCCCCAAACUCACCCAAACCCUUCUCCGAUACCUCGACCCCAAACCCACAGACCGAGUUCUGGACGUCGGCUGCGGCGAUGGCAAAUUUACCGAGGCUUUUCUCCCCGCCAUUGACUACGUCCUGGGGAUUGAUUCUUCUCCUGCUAUGAUCGAGUCCGCUAAUAAGGACUAUGCGAGUGCGAAAGCAGAGUUCCGGGUCUUGGAUUGCUGUUACCUGGAACAGGAAUCGGGUGUUGCGGAUGGGUCGUGGGAUAAAGUGAUCUCGAAUGCAGCGUUGCAUUGGAUUCUGAGGAAUGAUGCUACAAGAAUGUCGACCCUGAAGGGUAUUCAUGCCUGUUUGAAGCCAGGUGGUGUUUUUGUUUUUGAGAUGGGCGGUCAUGGGAAUGUAGCCGAGGUGCAGUCGGCGCUGAUUUAUGCGCUGCUGCAGAAUAAAUUCUCGAUUGAAAAGGCUAGGGAGGUGAAUCCGUGGUUCUUCCCUUCUGUUACUUGGAUGACGAAUGCGCUGGAGUCGGUUGGAUUUCGUGUCGAGACCAUGGAGUUGGAGGAUCGACCUACGAAGCUGACUGAUGCGGCUAAUGGGGGUUUGGCUGGGUGGGUUAGGCUCAUGGGUGCGCCUUUUCUGGAGGUCCUGCCGGAGGAGAAGAGGGAGGGCGUGGUGCAGCAGAUUUGUGAUGUGCUUUACACGGCUGUUACCCGGCAUGAGGAUGGUAGUCAGUACUUGGGUUAUAAACGGCUGAGGGGUAUUGCUAGAAGAGUAUGA